This is a messenger RNA of Culicoides brevitarsis, 1337 nucleotides long. Its product is annotated as proton-coupled amino acid transporter-like protein CG1139. Lineage: Eukaryota; Metazoa; Arthropoda; Insecta; Diptera; Ceratopogonidae. The transcript is spliced from 3 exons. Gene Ontology annotation, biological process: amino acid transmembrane transport. Gene Ontology annotation, molecular function: L-amino acid transmembrane transporter activity. The coding region runs from base 46 to 1329 and encodes 427 amino acids. The record is from RefSeq and is a predicted model, not a curated record.
GAUAGCGUUGCAUCAACUGUCAAUUUCUCUCUUGAGCAAAAAACUAUGGAAAAAAGUUCUGACUCAAAGUACAAUCCGUUCGAGCAUCGCAGCACGGAGAACACAAGCUCAACCUUCGGAGCAUUAGCACACAUGGUAAAAUCGAUGCUGGGCGCUGGUCUCUUCGCAAUGCCUCUCGCGAUCAAGCAUUGUGGACUCGUACUGGGCACAAUUCUCGCUCUGUUGAUUACUUUUUUGUGCGGGCAUGGAAUGCAUUUGAUCGUCAAAGUGUCACGAAUCAUGUGCGAGCGAACGAAACAACCGAUGAUGAAUUUUGAACAAACAGUAUUGACAGCUUUUGAGACCUCCAGUACUGAAAAGAUACAAAAAAUGGCAAAAUGGAUGAAAUUGUUCGUUAAUAUCGCUUUAAUUGGAUGUUAUUACGGGAUUUGUUGUGUUUAUAUCGAUAUCAUGGCUUCUUCCUUGAAACAAGAGCUUGACGAGUAUUUAGGAGAUCUCAAUGUUCGAUGGUACAUUCUCAUGUGUGCACUUCCGUUAUCAGUUAUUGGUCAAACUCGAGCUUUGAAGUAUUUGAUACCAUUUUCGACGCUUGGGAAUGUUCUAAUCAUCUCAGUGGCUUUCAUUGUGCUCUAUAAAAUCUUCGGAGGCGAACUUAACUUCGCGGAUAGGAAUUUAGGUCCUCAUGAGUUCAUUUCAGUUCCAUUGUUCUUAAGCAUCGUCGUCUUCGCUCUCGAACCAAUCGGCGUAACUCUCGUGAUCGAAAACGAGAUGAAAACUCCCGCUGAUUUCACAAAAACGUUCGGCGUGAUAAACGUUUCCUGCGUUUUCGUUGGCUUGCUUUACGCUUCUCUUGGAUUUUUUGGAUACGUUCGAUUUGGAGAUGAAGUUCUCUCUUCUGUGACGUUAAAUCUUGCUGCAGGUUCAGGAACUUCAAUAACCGUUCAAGUUAUGAUGAUAAUUUGUGUUUAUAUUUCCUUUGGAUUGAAUUUUUAUGUUGCCACGAAGGCUGUUUGGGUUUACAUUGAUGACGAAACAAGUCCGUUGCUUGAGACGAUCAUCAGAUUUUGGCUUGUGAUGGCUUGCGUUGGAUUGGCGCUCGUUAUUCCGAAUAUUGGAUCGUUUAUUGGACUUGUUGGAUCACUUUUCCUUGCUUCAUUGGGUUUUAUAAUUCCCGCAGUGGUGAACAGUGUGACGUUAUGGCCUGAUGAACUUGGAAAAGGGAAUUGGGUUUUGGUGAAGGAUUGUUUUGUAGCAUUUUUUGGAGUGAUUGCCCUUGUGUCGGGGACAUUUUCGAAUUUGGCGGAAAUUAUUGAAAUGUAUACGAAAUAAAGUUAAUU